This is a messenger RNA of Sinocyclocheilus rhinocerous, 4058 nucleotides long. Its product is annotated as integrin alpha-E-like. The transcript has 36 exons. Gene Ontology annotation, cellular component: external side of plasma membrane; integrin complex. Gene Ontology annotation, biological process: integrin-mediated signaling pathway; cell adhesion mediated by integrin; cell-matrix adhesion. Gene Ontology annotation, molecular function: integrin binding. Bases 31 to 3897 code for a protein of 1288 amino acids. The record is from RefSeq and is a predicted model, not a curated record. Lineage: Eukaryota; Metazoa; Chordata; Actinopteri; Cypriniformes; Cyprinidae.
ACGAGCUGCUUUCUGUCUCACUGUGCCGGAAUGUUUUUUUUAAAGCGUGGAGUUCAUCAAAUUCACAAAAUGUACAGAGGACUGCUAUUUAUAAUUGUGAUAUGCAGUGUGAACGGGUUCAACAUUCAAAAAACUCCCGUGAAGUAUUUCACAAAUGACGAUCCACUCUUUGGUCAAACUGUUAUUCAAUCAACAGAUGGAGUUUUUGUUCCUUCACCAAAACAUGGAAAACUUUUUAGAUGCACAGAGCAUGAAUGCGUCGAAGUAAAUUAUGAUGAUAAAAAGCCUAAAGGCCUGAGACCAGUAGCAUCAGUAUCUAGUCUGACAUCAGAAGAGGAACAACAUGUUAUGAUGUGUAAUCAAAUUCGCGUAAAGGAGUCAGUAACUGAGGAUUUGAACGGAGAUUGCAAACUGAUGAACCCCACUGGAAAAGUCAUUAAAAAACUGAAUCCUGUUGCAUUAGUCAACAACAACAACAACAACAAUUAUUAUCAAGGUCAAUGGAUUGGUCAAGAUCAACGGAGGAUGAGAAGAGAUGCCCAGUCAGACAGUGACACAAAAGACUAUGAUGAUUCUGGGACAGAGAUUGCUUUUGUGCUGGACGGCUCUGGUAGCAUUCAACCUGAUGACUUUCAGAGAGCCAAAGACUUCAUCUACAAUGUCAUGUUCAAUGUUUGGAGAGCAUGUUUCAAUUGUGACUUUGCGAUAGUGCAGUAUGGUGCAGAGAUCAGGACAGAGCUCUCACUGCUAGACAGUAAGGAUCAUGCCAGAGCUUUGCUAAAGGUCAAAGAUAUACAGCAAAUUUUCAAGAUCACAAAGACCGCCUCAGCCAUCCAUCAUGUCCUCACAGAUAUUUUCAUCCCUGAGAAUGGAUCAAAAAAGAACUCCAAAAAAACAAUAAUUGUAUUGUCUGACGGGAAAAUGUUGGGAGAUCCAAUGAAUCUUACAGAUGUUUUGAACAUGCCACAAAUGAAAGGUGUCACUCGCUAUUCCAUAGGAGUUGGUGAAGGCAUUCUGAAUGAUACUGAAGCAAUACAAGAGAUGAAGGAAAUAGCAGAUCCUGAGAAGUUUUACAAGGUUUCCAAUUAUGCCGCAUUAGAUGACAUUCAGUCCUCACUGCAACAAAGUUUAAUUGGAGAUGAAGAUUCUGGGACAGAGAUUGCUUUUGUGCUGGACGGCUCUGGUAGCAUUCAGCGUGAUGACUUUCAGAGAGCCAAAGACUUCAUCUACAAUGUCAUGUUCAAUGUUUGGAACACAUGUUUCGAUUGUAACUUUGCGAUUGUGCAAUAUGGUCAAGAGAUCAGGACAGAGCUCUCACUGCUAGACAAUGAGAACAGUGCCAGAGCUUUGCUAAAGGUCAAAGAUAUACAGCAACUUCUCAAGAUCACAAAGACCGCCUCAGCCAUCCAUCAUGUCCUCACAGAUAUUUUCAUCCCUGAGAAUGGAUCAAAAAGUAACUCCAGAAAAAUAAUAAUUGUAUUGUCUGAUGGGAAAAUUUUGGGAGAUCCAAUGAAUCUUACAGAUGUUUUGAACAUGCCACAAAUGAAAGGUGUCACUCGCUAUUCAAUAGGAGUUGGUGGCGGCAUUCUGAAUGAUACUGAAGCAAUACAAGAGAUGACACAAAUAGCAGAUCCUGAGAAGUUUUACAAGGUUUCCAAUUAUGCCGCAUUAAAUGACAUUCUGUCAUCACUGCAACAAAAUUUAACAGGAAUUGAAGAUAAUCAGCAAGGUGCAGGAUUUCAGUUCCAGCUCGCUGAAGCUGGCUUCAGCUCCCAUCUCAUGCAGGACAAUUCUGUACUUUUUGGAGCAGUUGGAGCCUUUGGCUGGAGUGGUGGAGUCAUUUUGCAAUCUGAUAAAACCGUGAAAUUCUUGAAUGACUCUAACAAUGGACCCAAAUUUUCCUAUUUAGGUUACAGUGUCACUUCUGCUAAAGUAAAACCAAGUAAAACACUCUACAUCUCUGGUGCACCACGGUAUAACUUGACUGGUGGAGUAUUUAUUUUCAAUGGCUCUGAAAAGUAUGUGCUCCAGGGAGAUCAGGUUGGAUCUUACUUUGGAUCAGUUCUUUGUACCUUGGACAUUGAUAGAAAUCAAUACACAGAUUAUCUAUUAGUUGGCGCUCCACAUUUCCAUCAAAAUGGGGAAGAAGGCAAAGUGCUAGUGUACAGGUUGAAUCAGGAGGACAGGUUUGAGAGUGUGGCCAUGGAGCUGCAGGGUGAUGCAGGACAGACCUUUGCGAGGUUUGGCGCAGCCAUUGCAUCGAUAGGAGAUAUUGAUGGGAACAAGUUCACUGAUGUAGCAGUGGGUGCUCCGCUGGAAAUAGAUUCCUCUGGAAGCAUUUACAUUUACAAUGGAUUCAUAGAUGGACUUCAGUUUUCACAAAAAAUUUCACCCUCAGAUUUUGGAAUGAAACUUGUCCACUUUGGUCAGUCAGUAAGUGGUGCACCUGCUACGGCAUCAAAUAAGGCCUCCAUCGCUGUUGGAAGUCAAGGGGGAGUGCUUAUUUUUGAGACUAUCCCUGUUAUUGUUAUCAAACCAGCUAUAACAAUUAAUCCGAACAUCAUUCCUCUUGAUCAACAGUUGAAUGAAAUAUCCAGCAUAAAGUACCACAUAUGCUUUAAUGUGAUUAAUGAAAACCUUCAAAUUGAACUUCCUAUUAAGUACCAAAUUGUCUUGGAUUCUGAUGUAAACAAAAAGCGCCUCACUGUUGACGGCAGAGAUCUUUUAGAAAACACUUUCACCUUGACACCAGAUGUACAGUGUACACCUUUUAUCAACCUGAAAUAUUUGGGCUGUUUUGACUGUUUUUCACCUAUUAAAAUCAAGCUGAAUUUUUCAUUGGAUCAAAAAAAAGAAGCCCCUAUACGAAUUCUUGAUGCAUUUACUCUAACAGAGGUUGUACAGGAGAUUUCCUUUGAAAAAGAAUGCAAGGCUACAGAUUGUAAAUCAAGUAUUACAUUAUCUGAUUCAAAAAUUAGUGAAACUUUGAUCAUAAUCGGAGAAACUCAAAGCUUGAAUAUCAAUAUCAAUCUUACAAACACUGAAGACCCUUCCUAUAUGACCACCCUGACUUUGACCUUCCCCAGCAUACUCAGUCAGAGGAAAAUAGAAGGUGCCACCUGUCCUGUGAAGAAUGACAAUCAAAUACAGUGUAAUCUUCAACACCCUAUUUUCAAAAGAGACGCACAGACCAACCUUUUCAUCUCAUGGCAGCUCAAUGACACCAAAUCUGAGCUGAAGAAUUCUGAGAUUAUUGCUAAUCUAACCAGUCAGAAUCUUGGCUCUGAAUUUCUGGACUCUAAAAUAUAUGCAUUUGAUGUGAUGUAUUCCCUACCAAUCCAGCUAACAGGCACCGCCAGCCCAAACAGACUCCGUAUUGAAGAGGGUGAAAAAGUAGAGAAUCGAAAGAUGCAGUUUUUAUUUCAGUUUGCAGGUGAAAAUAAGUAUGGUGCUACAAUCAAUGUAGUUGUAAACAUAACAAAGGACACUUUCAAAACUGAUUUGGACAUCAUUAAUGUCAAACCACACGAGGAGUGUGUUUUUCCAAAAAAUACCAAAGUGGAGGGAUUCUAUAUCAUCACAUGUACCAUGACAAAGCUGCAGAAAAUCAUCAUUGAUGCCAAUGUUUUGAUACAUGAUGUUCAGGAAAAAUCAGACAAGAUCACUGCCGUAGGAACAUACAGCUUUGAUGAGAACAUCUAUGCUGCGAAGGAUACUUCGAGAACCAUUCCGGUGGAGAUGAUAAUUACAAAGCUGCGUGUGACGACAUCUAAAGGUCCCAUCAUUGGAGGAUCCAUAGGAGGAUUUCUGCUCCUUUUCAUCAUCAUCAUCAUUCUCAUUAAGUGUGGCUUUUUCCGUCGCCGCCAUAAAGUGGACCAAGCACAGAGUCCAAACUGAAGACCGGCAAAGCCCAGGAGGGACCAUAUAUUACCAUAUAUCUUGCUUAAGUUUGCAUCAAAAAAUGUAGUAUUAAGAAGAAGCUUUUUAAUGAUUGAUUGUAUUUAAUAUUGUAUGUACAGAAAGAAUGAAAGACAAAAUCUCUGUUUCUAAAUACUAAA